AUGAUGUUGCAUCUCAUACUGUUGUUUUCCUUGUGCUGCCAGUUCGUCUACUCGCAGACAGAUUGCCAAUUCUUCCGUCCUGCGACCAACAACUACACAGCAUGGUCAGAGAGUCACAUUGCCACUUGGUGCAAGCAUCACGACCCCUCAUCCACCUCUCAAUGUGCCACUGUCUCAUGGCCUGAAAGCAUCCCAAGUCUAAGACGCGUCAAUCAUCGCCGCAAUCCCUUGGAAUUCAUCCUCCGGCUCAAGCCUAGGAUUGGCACGAGGAAAGACUGCAUCGCCCGCUCGUCUGCACUUUCUCUCACUUACGGAAAGAAUGCCAACGGUCUGUACGAAGCUGCCACCUGCGACCUCUACUACUUCGACUACACGCGCAGCGCUGAGUGUGUGUGCUUCCCCGUCUAUGAUGACCAUGUUUCUCACACCACUUACAUCGACCACGACAUCUACGACAUCACGAGUGUCUUCGCAACCACAUCCGUCUUCUAUCCUCCGGAGCAAGUGGUAAGCAGCUAUCUUCUUGCAGCUGCUACUCAAGGGACGCCCACAACCUGCAACCCCAAGAGAACCACUUGCCCAAAGUCUGCCAAUCUCGUGCACCGGAAGCCUCGUGUGCUUGGCGACUUUCCAUACUGUCCAAGACCUGGUCAACAACAGAAAAUUCCAACUCGUACCUAUUACCAUGACGACAUGCCAUCCAAGCCAUCCAAGCCAUGCAAAUCAUCCAAAUCGCACAAGUCGCACAAGUCGCACAAGACUCACUCACCAAAACCAUGGGCCUUGUUGCCCAACAGCCAUGCCUGCAAAAGCAAAGACACCAAAGAGCAAAAGUCACAAUGCAAGAUUGACAAGUGUAUGUGGAGCUUUGUCAGACCUUACAUGUCUCCAACUGUUGCAGCCCGUGCAGUCACCAACGCCAAGGGUGCUAAACUCUUUGUCACAUCUGUGACGGAUUACGUCAACAUCACCACACCACACUGGGGGUUCCUCGCCCACCCUUCCUCCAUCACUCAGCCUUGUUCCACAUCGCUGAGUUCCAAGGACAGAAAGAAGAAGGAAAAGGAUGCCAAGAUCGUGUCAAAACCUCUGUGCCGUAACGCCAACGAAUGCCGGGCAUGGUGUGAGAAGAGAGUCAAGGCUCCCUUCAAGCACAUGAUGGUGCUUUUGGCAGGCUUCACUGCCGUUUCCGCAUUAGCUUCUUUGGCCAUGUUGGCCAGACUCUGCUUCCGCCGCCGCCGAAACAAGGCUCGUGCUGAGGACAACAAUCAAGUUGUGCAGGGCGUGGAGCUUGUGCAGAUUCCUUCAGCCGCUGCAGGAGAGAGGGCUGGUGACCCGGGCGGCCAGGGCGGUCAAGGCGGUCAGGGUGCCGAGAUGAACAGCUUGGGCAACGGCCCUCGGACUGUGAGAGGCCAGGAGAUUGUUCAAGCUCCAUCGACCGCGAGAGGUCAGGACAUCGCAAUGGGUUCUUCUAUUGCCAGAGACCAAGGGCUUGGACCGGGUCCCUCGACUGCAAGAAGCCAGGAGGUUGUGCAGGCCCCUCUGACGGUGAGCGGUCAGCAAGUUUCGCAGGGUCCUUCGACUGGCACAAGAGAAAGAGUGCGCUACCAGAGUGGCGAACUGGAUGAGGUGGAUCACCUGGGUAACAGCCCUAGAGUUGUGAGAGAUCAGUCGCUUCAUUAG
Aureobasidium subglaciale EXF-2481 is the source of this 1683-nucleotide messenger RNA. RefSeq lists its product as uncharacterized. The record is from RefSeq and is a predicted model, not a curated record. The transcript has 2 exons. NCBI's taxonomy places the organism in Eukaryota, Fungi, Ascomycota, Dothideomycetes, Dothideales, Saccotheciaceae. The coding region runs from base 1 to 1683 and encodes 560 amino acids.